Messenger RNA from Schizosaccharomyces japonicus yFS275, 2474 nucleotides. Its product is annotated as secretory pathway protein Sec39. The record is from RefSeq and is a predicted model, not a curated record. Gene Ontology annotation, biological process: retrograde vesicle-mediated transport, Golgi to endoplasmic reticulum. NCBI's taxonomy places the organism in Eukaryota, Fungi, Ascomycota, Schizosaccharomycetes, Schizosaccharomycetales, Schizosaccharomycetaceae. The transcript has a single exon. Gene Ontology annotation, cellular component: endoplasmic reticulum. The coding region runs from base 43 to 2262 and encodes 739 amino acids.
UAAUAACUUGCCUUUACCAAGCUGCAUACAAUAAAGCUUUUAAUGGAAACAACUAAAAUUAGUUGUGACGAGCUUAGCGUCUCGCAGAACCUGUUGUAUCUUGUCCAAUGCCUUGUUAAUGGAGAUAUUGCAAAUGCUCGGCGUUUAUCUCAAUUUCUAAAGCUUAAUUUCAAUACUUGGCUAUAUCUUAUGAACAAAUACAUACCAGAAGUUGCACCUCUGAAGUCGUAUCUUGGCUAUCUAAAUGAAAUUGAUUAUAACACAGCCCUCAAGGAACCUGUAUCUUUUGAAUUGCAGUGUUCCGAGGUUCCUAUGGACGAGCUGUGUCAGCUUCGGUUAAAGAACUUGCAUCUGGAUAAUCUGGACGAAUUGCAAAAGCCGUCAGAUCUUUCGGAAUUCUAUAUUUCACGAGCCUCACAAAUCAUGAGUGUUACAAAUUUAGUCGAGCUUGCGGACUCGUUGACGAGUAAUGAUGAUGUCCCCGUUACAGUGAGCAUUUGGAAUAAGGAAAAACUCGGUCUUUUAAAAAAAUUAAGAACCUACAGCUCAUCAGAUUUGAAGUUGGAAGAUCUCGGUCAAAUGUCUAUUCGCGACAUCGUUUCCCUCUGCUUUCCGAACAUGAACACAAGCAAUUGUGUUGAUAUAAUGGACAUAAUUAUAAAGGAUGCGAUUAGUUCAAACAGCUCAAAACAGGAAGCAUUGGCUUUCGUCUGGGAAAAACUACUUCAGCAUACAAAAACAGAGGGUUUGGAAGUUAUCGCACAUCUGCUUGAACUGUGGAAGGUCGAGGAGGAUAUUUUCAGAAAGCUAUCUCAAGUUGCAAUCGCUUCAUGCUAUGUUUGGAAUGAUAGUACACCGGAAACAUGUUCAUUUAUUCACGAUAUUGUCCGGUGCAUUGAAGAACACAUUCCAUUUGACGAAGAUGCUUUUCUAAUGUUAGAUGAGGAGCCUCAAUUUCAAAGCAAGGAUUUACUGAAGGAUGACAACAAACUCACAACGAGCAGUCCAGCCGCUAUUAACUAUUUGCUAGCUCUUACAGAUGUUGUUGGAUUUUGUCGAGAAUUUUCGGUAUUUCCCGUACCUAGUGUCCGCAUUGGCUUGCAGAUGUGUUUUAGCAAUGAAGAUAUGCAAAUGACUUUCUUGAAGAGAUUGAUUACAUCUAAUCAACAUUGGUCUACCAAACGUUCAGAAGCUGACUGGUCUUAUCUUUUGCUAACGAUGUUGGAGUUUCAGCGUCGACGUGUACUCUUUACUAAAUUGUCACCGGAUACCUUACGGCUACAGGUUUUGUAUCACAUGCUCAUAUUGAUGAAAUUUAGUACCAUACGAACGAUGACAUCUAUGUUUGAAAUUGAAAAACUUCCAACGGAAGGUGCUCUUCGUUGUAUGGAGGAUGCUUUUUUCCAUUUUUAUGAUAAAUGCAAUGCGGCCAGUCGGAAUACAGCUCACACGGAGGCGGCUGCCUCUGUUUUAGACACAUUCCGUGAACAUAAAGAUUUAUGUGAAAGGAGACAGUCGCUCUCUGCUCUUCUUAAAGUAUUUGAGUUAUUAAGAGAGUUGCAGGCACCGUCAUUUGUUCGUGAUCUUCGUUCUGAAGACACUACGAAAACAGACAUACAUGUUCUGAUCCCGUCAUUGUUGAAAACACAUGUCAAGGCUUACAAAGCUCUGGACAACGUCUUAGCGCUCGGCGUUGAGCUACUGAAGCUGCGUGGCGAGUUUCAAUAUGAAAAUCCUUUGAAUCAAAUUCAAGACUUGACGCUAUAUGUCGCUAGAUUAUGUAUUGAAGCAUCCCUUCAAGCUACAGAUCUAGUAUGUGCAAGAGAGUAUUUGAAUGACCAUAUUGAACCGCUUGCGGAAAAAUCACCGAAAGCCAAAGAUCUUUACUGGCGCACUGCCUAUGAUAUUGGUAAAUGUCCAGCCAUUACAGCUACCGCACGUGAAGUUCGAAGCGAUAUGCUUCAACUUGCCAUAGCAAAGGCACCAAAGGAUAUGUUACCGGAAAUUUUUGACUAUUGGACCCAGUUUGAGGAAGAAAAUGACACAGCGGCUAACAUGAAAGAAAAGGACAUUGAAGAUGAUUAUGUGGAUGACUUUGAAUGGCCCGUUGAUGAGGAUGACGAUGAUGAACCUAUCUAUAGGAACCAGCCAGAAAAAACGAACAGCUCACGGCAUAACAAUGUUCGUGAAAAUAUUGCUGACAAAGUUACAAGCACAUUGACAAACGGAAUUGGAUGGGUGCUUGGGGUCCCAAGGGAAUGAGAAUCUAUACUCUAAUAUUGCAUCGGCACAACAAUAACUCUGUACGCUCGUUAAUUUUAUAAAUUUAAGUUUAUGACACUGCGGUUCAAGGAAAAAAGUGUAAUAUUAAGAGUAAGGAAAAAAAGAAAGAUACCUGUAUUUAUUACGUAUAUUAGUGGUAGAUAGUAAGAGCGGUAUGUAUGAAACUCCCGGUAGACUUUAGUCAUUCCUUA